AUGCAGGAAAACGUCUUCUACGAGAUCCCGGAUGACGAGGACCUCACCGAUGACGUCGAGGCCACCUAUACUAAGAAUUAUGAAAAGGCGAUUUCAGAAUACAAUGAUAUCUUAUUUGCGUUUGAGAAAUUAUGUGUGGCCUCAGCUCUUCCGGCGACUGUUCAUCCGUCCACGUCAGCCACACCUGCUAACGUUCUGCCCAAAAUUGCUCUGCCAUUAGUAUCAGCUCAGGAAGAGGUGCUCUCUCGGGCCCACCAGGAUGUACGCGCCACUCGGGCGCGACGAUUGAUUCCC
Messenger RNA from Brenthis ino (lesser marbled fritillary), 294 nucleotides. Lineage: Eukaryota; Metazoa; Arthropoda; Insecta; Lepidoptera; Nymphalidae. The record is from the annotation of a GenBank genome assembly.